AUGCGCGAAGGUUCCUACAUAGUGCGCGCCGAGCCGGUCCCUAAACGCAUCCUUAGAGUCGCAUCGCCGGAAUUUGCGCAAGGUGGGCGACGGAGAAGGAAGGGAGCUGAGAACGCGGCGGCGGAAGGGAAGGAGAGCGGCGAGACGUGGACAGAAGCGGAGGAGCAUGCCCUCGUCAUUCCCAAGGGCGUGGCGUUUUAUCACCGGGGAAAACACAGCGGCGGGCCCGGGGGAAGCGGAGGGGCGGGGACUAGACUAGCCGCGCCGAUCGAUAUCACACCAGCGAAGGGGGCGCGCGGAAAGCGAGGGGGGCAGGCGUCGGGGGGGACGAGCGACAGCGGCGCGGGAAAGUUUCCCGUGAUUACCCCCGGGGGCAAAAACUCGACGGGCAGCGGCGGCGGCGGCACCGGCGGUGGCGGGGGGAUACCGCCGAAGAAGAAGCGGGGCGGGCCGAACGGCGGAUGGACGCUCGGGAAGGAGCGGAGGGUUUCGUUAUCGUCCGCGCAGGAGAUGAAAUUCGGCAACGGUCAGUUCGGAAAGGGCGGGAAAGUGACGUACCAUGGCGGCCCGGUAAUGACCAAGUCGCCGAUUAAAGUGUACCUUAUUUUCUACGGCGACUGGGACGCGACGACGGUGCAGCUGUUUCACAAGUUUGUCGAAUCUAUAUCGGGGAAAUACAAGACGCCGGCCGACCGCUACAAUGUGACGCGGUGGUGGGAUCUGACGGCGGCCGGCACGCAGGCGGACGGCAAGCGCGUGAGCUCGAACGUGGCGCUUGGGAAGUCGGUUCUGGAUAGGAACUACGUGUCGGGCGGCGGGAAGGUUCUGCGCAACUACCAGAAGGACGUGGUAGCCAUCAUCAACUACCAUCUACGGAGCAAGCUCUUGCCAUUCGACACGGACGGCAUCUACAUGGUGAUGACGGAUCCGACGGUGGAGGUGAAGAGCAGCGAUCCCAGGGACGGAUUCUGCACGCGAUUCUGCGGCUACCACAGCUACGGCCAGGACGCGCUGGGGAAGGCCCUCAAGUUCGGAUUCGCGGGGCAUUCUGCUCGCUGCCCCUCGCAAUGCACCCGACCGCUCCCCUAG
This is a messenger RNA of Closterium sp. Naga37s-1, 1089 nucleotides long. NCBI's taxonomy places the organism in Eukaryota, Viridiplantae, Streptophyta, Zygnematophyceae, Desmidiales, Closteriaceae. The record is from the annotation of a GenBank genome assembly.